Molecule: messenger RNA, 2310 nt
Organism: Peromyscus eremicus (cactus mouse)
Lineage: Eukaryota; Metazoa; Chordata; Mammalia; Rodentia; Cricetidae
Gene: Hrc
Product: histidine rich calcium binding protein
Exons: 6
Coding region: 163-2310 (715 amino acids)
Molecular function (GO): calcium ion binding
Source: RefSeq, a predicted model, not a curated record
AGGGGACAUCCUCAGAGAGGCAUCCAAGACCUGAGGAGGAUAGACAAGAAGAGAGUGGGAGAGAUACCACCACCCAAGAAAGACAACCUCAAAGUCAGGACAGAAAAGGCGCAAGGACCCAUCAGAGGCAGCUGAAGCCAGGCUCAACCGCUGAACGUCCCCAUGGGCUUUCAGGGGCCAUGGUUGUAUACUUGUCUCCUUUGGGCCACAGUAGCCAGCCUGCUGGUCCCUCCAGUGGUGACCCAGGAGCUGAGAGGGGCUGGGCUAGGCCUCGGCAACUGGAACAACAAUGCAGGCAUCCCUGGGUCUUCAGAGGACAUGUCAGCUGAGUUUGGCCACCACAUCCACAGCCAUGGGGGCCAUCGAGAUGAGAAGGAUAGAGAUCACAGGCAAGAGGAUGAAGAUUUCUCCAGGGAAUAUGGCCACCAGCUCCAAGACCACAGGUACCCUGGUCACGAGGUUGGAGAGGAGAAUGUCUCUGAAGAGGUCUUUAGAGGGCAUGUUAGACAGGCCCAUGGGCAUGACAAUGAAGAUUUGGGGGACUCAGCAGAGUCUGAGAACCACUUCCCCAGACAGAGGAGUCACAGCCUUGACGAUGAAGAUGAGGAUAACAUUUUCUCCAGUGAGAAUCACCAUCACAUCGCCAGCCAUGUUCACCACGGCCAUGGAGGGGCAGAUGAUGAUGGAGAGCAGGAGGAGGGGGUAGGAGUGGAGGAGGACUCCUCUGAGGAUAAGCACCAGGCCCAUGGUCACCACAGCUACUCAAAGGAAGGAGAUGAAGUGGGUUCAGAUGAACACCAUCAUGCCCACAGCCACAGACAUGGAGGCCACAAAGAUGGAGAUGAAGAUGUUGACUCCAGUGAAUCUGGACACCAGGCCCAGGGCCACCAAGGCCACAAAGAUGAAGAAGACGAAGAAGAGGAUGAUAAUGACGACUCCACUGAGCGUGGGCACCAGACCCAAGGCCACAGAAAGGAAGAAGAUGAUGAGUCAGAUGAAGACCAUUAUCACAUCUCCAGGCAUGGACACCGAGGCCAUGAUGAUGAUGAUGAUGAUGAUGAUGACUCCACUGAGCGUGGGUACCAGACCCAAGGCCACAGAAAGGAAGAAGAUGAGGAUGAGUCAGAUGAAGACCAUUAUCACAUCUCCAGGCAUGGACACCGAGGCCAUGAUGAUAAUGAUGAUGAUGAUGAUGGCGGCUCCACUGAGCAUGGGCACCAGACCCACAGACACAGAGGUGAGGAGAAGGAAGAAGAUGAGGAUGACUCAGAUGAAGACUACCAUCGUGUCCCCAGCCAUGGCCAUCAAAGUCACCAAGAUGAGGAAGAGGAAGAUGAGGCUGUAUCCACUGAACAUUGGCACCAGUCUCCCAGACAUACUCACCGUAGUCUCGGAAGUGAGAGUCAAGAAGAGGAGGUAACAGUCAAGUUCAGCCACCAACCCCAAGGCCACAAGUCUGACGAGGAGGAGGACUUCCCAGAAGAAUAUAUGACAGAAGUCCCUGGCCAUCACCACCACAGAGUCUCCAGGGAGGGAGACGAGGACAUUUCUGCUGAGUUAGGCCACAAGGACCCCAGCCACAGGCCACAAGAUCAAGAUGAACAGACUAGCCAGGGUCACAGAGAGUCUGUCCAAGGUGACAUUGGCCAUCAGCCCCUGCAGCCCACAGGGGCUGGUUCUGAAGAAUCAAAGAAGGAAGUUGACCAUAACUCUCAAGAGGGCGAUGAAGACUCAGGGCAGAGCAAAGGAGCCCACAGCGAGGAGGAGGACGAGGAGGACGAGGACGAGGAGGGUCAUGGCCUCCCCAUGAGCCAGGAAGAUGAGGAAGAGGAAGAAAAAGAUGAGAAAGAGAGCAGAGAAGACAGAGCUGAGGUUCAGACUCCCCUGAGCCAUCACAGAAAGCAGGAGGAGGAGUCUGAGGAGGAGGAGGAGGAGAUCUUGGAAGAAAAUCUGCUACCGUUCACCAUCAUCCCAAACCCCCUGGCUGGGAGGGAGGUGGCCAGAGAAGGCUCCAGUGAGGAGGAGAGCCGUGAGGUCACAGGUCAGCACGAUGCCCAGGAGUACGAGAACUACCAGCCAGGGUCCCUGUGUGGCUACUGUUCUUUCUGCAAUAGAUGUACUGAAUGUGAGAGCUGUCACUGUGAUGAGGAGAACCUGGGGGAACACUGUGACCAGUGUCAGCACUGCCAGUUCUGCUACCUCUGCCCACUGGUCUGUGAAACGCUCUGCACUCCAGGAAGCUACAUCGACUAUUUCUCCUCCUCCCUGUAUCAAGCCCUGGCUGACAUGCUGGAGACUCCGGAGCCCUGA